Molecule: messenger RNA, 3525 nt
Organism: Miniopterus natalensis
Lineage: Eukaryota; Metazoa; Chordata; Mammalia; Chiroptera; Miniopteridae
Gene: SEC23B
Product: SEC23 homolog B, COPII component
Biological process (GO): COPII-coated vesicle budding; COPII-coated vesicle cargo loading; endoplasmic reticulum to Golgi vesicle-mediated transport
Cellular component (GO): COPII vesicle coat; endoplasmic reticulum exit site
Molecular function (GO): GTPase activator activity; zinc ion binding
Source: RefSeq, a predicted model, not a curated record
GCGGGAACGGCUAGAGGUAGACGUGGAGAAAUGUACGUUCGGAGGAACUGCGGUUUUGUAGAGCGAGGCUCAACGGUCUUGCCCUUUUCCAACAUGGCGGCUCGGCUUCCCUGAGUGUCUUGCUUCCUUCCGCUCGUCCGCCGGAAGGCCGUCUUUGAUUGGGCCGUGGGCGGCACCCUUGCGUGACGCAUAGGGCCGCUGACCAAUCGAUUGAGAGCUGAGCUGGACUUGGCGGUGGGAGCCGGAGCCGGAGCCGGAGCCGGACCCGGGCUGGGCUCACGUAGUUUUAGGUGCCAGCGGCUGCGGCGAGGCGGGCGGCUACGGCCAGACUAUGGCAACAUAUCUGGAGUUCAUUCAGCAGAAUGAAGAACGGGAUGGUGUGCGUUUCAGUUGGAAUGUGUGGCCUUCCAGCCGUCUCGAGGCUACAAGAAUGGUGGUUCCUCUGGCUUGUCUCCUUACGCCUUUGAAAGAACGUCCAGACCUGCCCCCUGUACAGUAUGAACCUGUGCUCUGCAGCAGACCAACUUGCAAAGCCAUUCUCAACCCACUUUGUCAGGUUGAUUAUCGGGCAAAACUUUGGGCCUGUAAUUUCUGUUUCCAAAGAAACCAGUUUCCUCCAGCUUAUACAGGCAUAUCUGAGGUGAAUCAGCCUGCUGAAUUGAUGCCCCAGUUUUCUACAAUUGAGUACGUGAUACAGCGAGGUCCACAGUCUCCUCUAGUCUUCCUUUACGUGGUCGACACGUGCCUGGAAGAAGAGGACCUUCAAGCACUCAAAGAAUCUCUACAAAUGUCUCUGAGUCUCCUUCCUCCAGAUGCUCUGGUGGGUUUGAUCACGUUCGGGAGGAUGGUGCAGGUUCACGAACUCAGCUGUGAAGGAAUCUCCAAAAGUUAUGUUUUCCGAGGGACCAAGGAUUUAACUGCAAAGCAGAUACAGGAUAUGCUUGGCCUGACCAAGCCUGCCAUGCCCAUGCAGCAAGCAAGACCUGCUCAACCACAAGAGCACCCUUUUGUUUCGAGCAGGUUUCUGCAGCCUGUUCACAAGAUUGACAUGAACCUCACUGACCUUCUUGGGGAGCUGCAGAGGGACCCGUGGCCCGUAACUCAGGGGAAGAGACCUUUGCGAUCCACUGGUGUUGCUUUGUCUAUUGCUGUUGGCUUGUUGGAGGGCACUUUUCCGAACACGGGAGCCAGGAUUAUGUUGUUUACAGGUGGUCCUCCCACCCAAGGGCCUGGAAUGGUGGUUGGAGAUGAAUUAAAGGUUCCUAUUCGUUCCUGGCAUGAUAUUGAGAAAGAUAAUGCACGUUUCAUGAAGAAAGCAACCAAGCACUAUGAAAUGCUUGCUAAUCGAACUGCUACAAAUGGCCACUGCAUCGAUAUUUAUGCUUGUGCCCUUGAUCAAACUGGACUUUUGGAGAUGAAAUGCUGUGCCAAUCUUACCGGAGGCUACAUGGUCAUGGGAGAUUCUUUUAACACAUCACUUUUCAAGCAGACAUUCCAAAGAAUUUUUAGUAAAGAUUUUAAUGGAGAUUUCCGAAUGGCAUUUGGUGCUACUUUAGAAGUAAAGACCUCUCGGGAACUGAAGGUUGCAGGAGCCGUUGGUCCUUGUGUAUCUCUGAAUGUGAAAGGAUCGUGUGUGUCAGAAAAUGAGGUUGGUGUCGGUGGCACGAGUCAGUGGAAAAUCUGUGGUCUGGAUGCCACAACUACACUUGGCAUCUACUUUGAAGUAGUCAAUCAGCACAAUGCCCCGAUCCCCCAAGGAGGCCGCGGCGCCAUCCAGUUUGUCACGCAGUAUCAACACUCCAGCACCCAGAGACGCCUCCGUGUGACCACCAUUGCCCGAAAUUGGGCAGAUGCACAGAGUCAGUUCAAGCACAUAGAAGCAGCAUUUGACCAAGAGGCCGCAGCAGUCUUGAUGGCACGGCUGGGAGUGUUCCGAGCAGAGUUAGAAGAUGGGCCUGAUAUACUCCGGUGGCUGGACCGACAACUCAUUCGACUGUGUCAGAAGUUUGGGCAGUAUAACAAGGAUGAUCCUACCUCUUUUAGGCUAUCGGAUUCCUUCUCUCUGUAUCCUCAGUUCAUGUUCCAUCUUAGAAGAUCUCCGUUUCUUCAAGUGUUUAACAACAGUCCCGACGAAUCGUCGUAUUACAGACACCAUUUUGCCCGACAGGAUUUGACCCAGUCUCUCAUCAUGAUCCAGCCCAUUCUCUACUCCUAUUCAUUCCAUGGACCACCAGAGCCAGUACUGUUGGACAGCAGCAGCAUUCUAGCUGACAGAAUUUUGUUGAUGGAUACUUUCUUCCAAAUUGUCAUUUAUCUUGGUGAGACCGUAGCCCAGUGGCGUAAAGCUGGGUACCAGGACAUGCCUGAGUAUGAAAGCUUCAGGCACCUUCUGCAGGCACCACUGGAUGAUGCUCAGGAAAUUCUUCAAGCACGCUUCCCAAUGCCCCGCUACAUUAACACAGAGCAUGGGGGCAGUCAGGCUCGAUUCCUUUUGUCCAAAGUGAAUCCAUCUCAGACACACAAUAACCUGUAUGCUUGGGGACAGGAAACGGGAGCACCCAUCCUAACUGACGACGUUAGCUUGCAGGUGUUCAUGGAUCAUUUGAAGAAGCUGGCUGUCUCCAGUGCCUCUUAAGCUGGGCAUGUGAGCUGGAAAUUAAAGAAACACUGUCAGUUGUGUUUAUGAUUGUUUAUAAAAACGUAAUAGCAUUCCUUUUACUUUUCUUGUCGAUUUAAAUAAAUAAUCAAAGGAAAUGUAUGUAACUCUUUUUAAUUUAUUUGUAUUUCUUCUCUGUGCCUCUUUUCUUGCAUCAUAAAAUUGUAAAUGUUUAUAUGCUUUUUGUAUCCUAACUUUACAGUCUAUAUAAAAUCAAAGGUAAUGUAUUUUGGCAACCUGCUUAGAUGAAAACCAUAAUGGUCAGAAAGGAAAUAAAUUUGAAUGAAGAAAGCACUGGCUAAAAUGAUGCUAAUACAAAUUUGAUUUCCUGAGAGAUGUGUGUGUUUUAAGUGACAGCCCCCCAAAUUUCCUGUAUUUAAUCCUCAUUUACUCCCUAAAUGUUAACAGAUCAAGGAAAAGUUUGAAAUAUGUGAAACUUUGUUGAGGCAGAGUGGUCUAGAGAAGCACUGUCCCUGAGUCACUUAAACAUGCCAUGUAAACCGUCCAGCCUAGGUAGGCUGAUGGGCAUAUGUAGCUCUAACAGUGACAAUACAUUUAUCUUGGGCACAAGUAAAAUAACUUUAACAGGUACUGCUUUUUAAUCAAAGUAAAAAGAAACAAAAAAACUUAAAGAGCUUAUAACAAUGACAAUUUCCUCCACUUCCUAAGCCUAGACCCUACUCUUCAGUGGUAACUACUUUUAACCUUUCCUUUCAAAUUUGUUGUUGUUGAUGUAUCGGUUUUAGCCAGUACCUCUCAAUUCCCAUUUUUAAGAAUGAGGAUUUUAAUACCUUUCUACCAUUCAGUUUUGAUCAGCUAUACCUUUAUUUGUAUAUUAUCAUGGUUAGUAAAAUUUACAUUCUAACCUA